Messenger RNA from Wallemia ichthyophaga EXF-994, 381 nucleotides. RefSeq names its product 13 kDa ribonucleoprotein-associated protein. Gene Ontology annotation, cellular component: small-subunit processome; U4/U6 x U5 tri-snRNP complex; precatalytic spliceosome. The transcript has a single exon. Gene Ontology annotation, biological process: mRNA splicing, via spliceosome; ribosome biogenesis; maturation of SSU-rRNA. Bases 1 to 381 code for a protein of 126 amino acids. The record is from RefSeq and is a predicted model, not a curated record. NCBI's taxonomy places the organism in Eukaryota, Fungi, Basidiomycota, Wallemiomycetes, Wallemiales, Wallemiaceae. Gene Ontology annotation, molecular function: RNA binding.
AUGUCAGCACCAAACCCAAAAGCCUUCCCAUUAGCAGAUGCAGGACUCACCAACAAGAUACUGGAUUUAGUCCAGCAAUCCUCCCACUACGCACAGCUUAAGAAAGGUGCAAACGAAGCUACAAAGACUCUCAACAGAGGAAUUUGCGAGUUCAUCAUCAUGACCGCAGACACUGAGCCAAUUGAAAUUCUUCUUCAUUUGCCACUUCUCUGCGAGGACAAGAACGUUCCGUACGUCUUUGUACCUUCAAAGACUGCUCUGGGUAGAGCUUGUGGUGUCAGCAGACCAGUGAUUGCUGCAUCCGUCACCACCAACCAGGCCACUGAUCUCAACACGUCCAUCAACCAGAUCAAACUGGAAAUUGAAAGAUUGUUGGUUUAA